AUGGACAAUUCACACAAACGAGUGGUUAACGAUGCAAAUGGAUCGGAAGCACAAAAGCUACCCUAUCCAAAACGUAUAUUUCUUAUUAUUGGAAAUGAAUUUUGUGAACGUUUUACCUUUUAUGGAAUGUCAAGAAUUUUAGCGAUAUAUAUGAAAAACAAAUUGAAUUUCACAGAAAACGAUGCGAUUUUAUUAUAUCAUACAUUUGUGAUGCUGACAUAUUUCGCAUGCAUAUUUGGUGCCAUAUUGUCCGAUUCUUGGUUGGGAAAAUUCAGAACCAUUUUCUAUUUAUCGAUCAUUUAUUCGAUUGGAAGUGUAAUUGUUUCGGUCGGAGCCAUUCCAAUGAUUGGAUUUUCACCUAAGGCUGCUCUUUUUAUCGGUUUGGUUUUGAUUGCAAUCGGCAGUGGUGGGAUAAAGCCAUGUGUGUCAGCGUUUGGUGGAGAUCAGUUCAAAUUACCAGAGCAAGCUGCUCAGAUGGCAACAUACUUUUCACUGUUUUACUUUUCAAUAAAUGUUGGAGUUUUAUUUUCAACCAUACUCACGCCAAUUUUUAGAGCAGACGUUCAUUGUUUUGGUGAACACGACUGUUAUUCACUUGCAUUUGGAGUUCCUGCUAUUUUAAUGAUCAUUUCCAUCCAUAAAUUUGGAGCCCAGUUGGUUACGGACACAAGAACAAUGUUGAAAAUUUUUGUUCUUCACCUGCCAUUACCAAUCGUUUCGGCACUUUUUAAACAGCAAGGAUCUAGCUGGACAUUUCAAGCUGUAAAAAUGAACGGUGACAUUGGAUUUUAUAAUAUAAAACCGGAUCAAGUGGGAGUGUCAAAUGCCAUUUUAGUUCUCAUAUUUAUUCCAACAUUUGAAGCCACUUUUUAUCCAAUUUUGAGUAAAAUUGGUAUUAGAAACAAACUGCAAAAGGUCGUACUUGGCUCAGUCUUCACAUGCAUUUCAUUUUUACUUGCAGCACUUCUUGAAUUCUGGAUUGAAACAUCACCGAAAAAUUCUGUAAAUAUUUUGUGGCAAUUGCCACAAUAUGUAGUCAUUAGUAUGGGCGAAGUAAUGUUUCAAGUGACCGGCCUUGAAUUUUCAUAUGAGCAAGCACCCGAAAGCAUGCGAUCUGUAGUACUAUCGAUUUGGCAGUUGAAUGUUGCAAUUGGUAAUCUAAUCAUUGUGGCUAUAUCCGGAAUGCAAUUUUUCCAAUUUCAAGCAUACGAAUUUCUUUUUUAUGCCAUUUUAUUGUUUUUCGGCAUGUUCAUAUUCGCCAUUAUGGCACGUAAUUUUAAAAGCACCACUACAAAUAACAUCAAACCAAUAUACAUACCUUUGGAUACAAUCGAAA
Contarinia nasturtii (swede midge) is the source of this 1336-nucleotide messenger RNA. Its product is annotated as peptide transporter family 1-like. Gene Ontology annotation, molecular function: dipeptide transmembrane transporter activity. Gene Ontology annotation, cellular component: membrane. The record is from RefSeq and is a predicted model, not a curated record. Gene Ontology annotation, biological process: oligopeptide transport; transmembrane transport. The transcript has 5 exons. NCBI's taxonomy places the organism in Eukaryota, Metazoa, Arthropoda, Insecta, Diptera, Cecidomyiidae. The annotation marks the transcript as partial.